Cyprinus carpio (common carp) is the source of this 2568-nucleotide messenger RNA. RefSeq names its product WD repeat-containing protein 35-like. The transcript is spliced from 16 exons. The record is from RefSeq and is a predicted model, not a curated record. Lineage: Eukaryota; Metazoa; Chordata; Actinopteri; Cypriniformes; Cyprinidae. Gene Ontology annotation, cellular component: non-motile cilium; intraciliary transport particle A. Gene Ontology annotation, biological process: non-motile cilium assembly; protein localization to cilium; intraciliary retrograde transport.
AUGACGAAGACUCAUGUGAUUGUUGCAUCUAAAGAGGCGUUUUAUGUGUGGCAGUAUCGUGUGGCUAAGAAACUCACUGCUCUUGAAAUCAACCAGGUCUCCAAGACAAGAAAGGAAGGUCGAGAGAGGGUUUUUCACAUCGAUGACAGUCCAAGCGGAACAUCGGAUGGGACACUGAACUUUGCCAAAGCCUUCACAGCCACCAGAGAUCAGAUCUGCUGCAUCACAGCAUCAGAUAGGAUGCUUGUAGUGGAACCAAUUCAAACAUCUGGCUUCAUCUGCCACUUUGAGGAUCUGGAGAUCAAAUCUGUUCUUUUGGAUGAAAUUAUGAGGGAUCCAGAGGUUCUGAAUAAAGAUUAUUUUAUAAACUUCGAGAUCCGCUCACUGAGGGACAGCAGGGCACUUAUUGAGAAGGUUGAAAUUGAGGAUGCUCAGUUUAUUGAGGAUAAUCCCCAUCUGCGUCUCUGUUGUAUCUAUGCAUGCACUUCCAGGCGUCUGUUGGCAGAAGCGGCGCUGCAGAAGCUGGAUCUGAAGAUGGCUGAACAAGUGUUUGUGCGCUGUAGAGACUACCAGGGCAUUGAAUUUGUGAAGAGACUGAGCAACCUACAGAGUGAAGCCAUGAAACAAGCUGAGGUUGCUGCUUACUUCAGCAGGUUUGAGGAGGCAGAGAGGAUGUACCUGGACAUGGACCGCAGGGAUUUGGCGAUUGGUUUGCGUAUGAAGCUUGGUGAUUGGUUCAGGGUUCUGCAGUUGUUGAAGACAGGAUCAGGUGACUAUGAUGAUGCUUUUCUGGAGCAGGCCUACAACGCCAUUGGAGACUACUUUGCAGACAGACAGAAAUGGUUGAAUGCAGUGCAGUAUUACCUGCAGGGUCGUAAUCAGGAGUGUCUGGCUGAAUGUUAUUAUAUACUGGAGGACUAUGAUGGUCUGCAGAAACUUGCAAACUCCCUACCAGAAAACCAUGAACUUCUACCAGACAUUGGUCAGAUGUUUGUCACUGUGGGAAUGUGUGAGGCCGUCAGUGCAUUUCUGAAAUGUAACCAGCCCAAAGCAGCUGUGUAUGCCUGUGUGCAUCUAAACCAUUGGAAUAAAGCUGUUGAACUGGCCAAAAACCACAGUAUGAAGGAAAUUGGGCCACUCUUGUCCAAAUAUGCCUUACAUCUGCUGGAGAAAAACAAAACUCUAGAGGCUGUAGAGCUCUACAGAAAAGCCCAUCACUUCCUGGAUGCCGCCAAACUCAUGUUUAAGAUCGCUGAAGAAAAGGCAAAAAAGAGAAUGCGACCACUCUGAUUGAAGAAGCUGUAUGUGCUCGCCGCCCUACUGGUGGAGAACUUCCACACCCAGAUCAAAAGCUCACAGCUGACUAAACAAAGGGGCAGGAAAUCAGUUGCUACCAGUGCAUUAGCAGGGCUGUUAGAGGAAGAUGAGUCGUCUUCAGACAGUCGUAUCCUGGAUGACGCCUGGUGUGGGGCAGAGGCCUAUCAUUUCUUCCUGCUUGUGCAGAGACAGCUGUACGAAGGCAAGGUGGAUGCGGCCAUGAGGACAGCUCUCCAUCUCCGUGACUAUGAGGAUAUUAUCCCUGCUGUGGAGAUUUACUCUCUGCUAGCCACCUGCUCAUCUGCCAACCGAGCGUUUGGUAUUUGCUCACGUGCCUUUAUUAAGCUGGAGUCUCUGGAAACACUGACUCCAGAUCAGAGGCAGCUUUAUGAAGACCUGGCCCUGGAGAUCUUCACCAAACACAGCCCUCGAGACACCAGGCAAAGCCAGCGAGACAGUCUCACUGAUGGGCCGAAGGGCGUUACCCACCUGUAUAGUGACAGGAAGAGUGAUAUCGGAGUACCAGUUCUGGAUGUGCAGUGUGUGUAAGCACUGUGCUUUGGAGCAGGAGAUUACACAACACAGCUUCUGUCCUCUCUGUCACUCCCCAGUGGGAUAGACUUUUCCCAUCUCUUUUCUAAGCUCAGCUCUUGCUCCAUCAAAUGUCAGUCUUUUUGAUGUACUGUGGGACACAAACUCUGCCAUAGGGGUAGGCUUAAAAUAUAUAUAUCAUAUUUGGAUGUUCAAACAAGUUAUCAUAUAUAUUUAUACAUUUAAUUUCUUUUAUAUGGCAUUUUCAUAUAUUUAUGUAUAUAAUUACAUUAUUUUUAUUUUACCUAACAAUAUUCUACACAAAUUUCUCUGUAAAUCAUUUAAAAAGACAUUCUUAUGGAAUCACUCAAUUUGACAAUUUAAUUAAAAAUGAGUUAAACAUUGUUUGCAAGUGUUUGCAAGUGUUUGCAAAAUUAGGAAUGAUAGUUUAAAACAAAAAACAAUGAAACCGAUUCAGUGUGUCCUGUUAUUUUAGCACUAAUCAAACAAUAGGACAUCAAUUUACUUUGAUUUACUCUUCAAAAAAAAAAAAAAAAGGAAAAGAAGAAAAAAAAGACUUGUCUCAAAAAAGACAGUCUCUCAGACUUUGCUGUUCACUUCUGUCAGUUCUGAUUUGAAUUGAAAAUUGACAUAUUUAAUUUUAGGCACCUGUCCAGUGAAACAUUUACAGAUAAUAUUUGUCUUGUCUUGUCUUGUAUG